AUGUCGAGGCAGGUGCAGCUUACGGACGUGCUCAGGAAGGAGGUGAGAUCGCUGCUGAUGGCUGCCAAAGAGGGGCUAACCCCAGCGCAGCUGGAGCAGGAGUACCUGGCGAUGAUUGGCAGACCUCUUCCUCUGCAUGACCUGGGCUUCCAGUCCACCAUGGAGCUGGUGGCAGAUAUGCCUGAGGUUGUCAGAAUCUGUCCCCACGGCAAAGGCACUUUUAUCCUGAAAGCUGUUGCAGAUGAGACCACCAAAGACAUUGCCAAACUGAUCGCCAAACAAAAGACAAGUGUUAAGACACGGAAUGCUGCACCAAGGGCAAAUGCUUUGCCUAGCUCCAGGAAUCAGCAGAAGUUCCCUCGGAGGGGCAGGACUCCUCCUGUCUUGCCAGCAGCAGUGAAGAGUGAGCUAAAGGAUCUGCUGAGUUCCUCGCCAGUUCUGCUCUCAGACUUCAAUAAGGCCUUCUCCAGACGCUUUGGCCGGGCGUUCAAGUACAUGCAAUAUGGAUUUUUUUCCAUGCUUGAAAUGCUUAGUAGUGUGUCUGAUAUCAUUGCAAUUGAACAGUCAAGAGCAGGGUCUUUGCUAACCCUGAAGAAAAGCCCCUCAACUGAAGAACAACAGGAAAAGACACCACAGGCCCCUGCAGUUGAGAUACCUCCUCCAGAACCCAGUUGUGAAACAGAAAGCUCCAAUCAGACUACAGAAGAGAAGUCAGAACCAGAGGAAACACAAGCAGUGGAUUUUGGUGAUAAAUUGAAACAAUUGGAGAAAGAUUUUAAGAUAAUGCUGUGUGAGAAAGGAGCUGGAGGGACAGUGAGCUCAGCCCUUAAGGAAAAAAUUCAAACUGUUGUAGCUAAGUAUCCAGAUGGUUUACUUGUUUCCAAGCUACAUGAUGAGUUUGAGGCACAUUUCAAAGAGAAUCUCUGUGUGGGGGAACUUGGCUUUGUAGACAUGUUAGAGUUUGUUGGCAGCCUUCAUGAUGUCCUCCAUGUUGAGUGCAAGGAAGAUGAACAAGACUGGCUGGUGUUUGACCUCAAAUCCAGGUGCUUAACAGAAGUUCCACCAGAUGAGCAGUCACAGUGUGAGGACUCCUGGCGUUGGUCCCCACCCCCUCCUGCUGCUGAGGUCUCCCAGAACUCCUCUCUCGGAAAGCCUGAGGAUGAUGUGAACCUGAAUCAAAGCAGAACAUUCAAUGUGGUCACAAAGUCAUUUAAACCGCCCCAAGGUUUGGAGUACUCCCUGCUAGCCGUGGAGAUGACGACUUCAGAAAUCCCCCCAGAUGCUGUUCAGAACAUAAGCCUUAGCAGCUUGCCACUGCUGGAGAAAAACUGCUUGGUGGGGGUCUUUGUGGAAUUCAUCAUCUCUCCUAGCCAGUUCUACAUCCAGGUCUACAGCAGGGAAACAUCUGAUAAACUGCAGGAUCUGAUGAUUGAGAUGAGACGCUGUUAUUCAAAUAAAAUCAUUUCUGAUCGUUACAUCAUGCCUGAGUCCUCAAUGCAGCCUGGACAGCUUUGCUGUGUAAUGAUCUCUGAGGAUAAGUGGUGGUACCGGGUUAUCAUCCACCGGGUGCUCAGUGACCAGGAAGUGGAGGUGUUCUAUGCAGAUUUUGGAAACCUGGGCACCGUCCAAAAGUCUUGGCUGAGAUUCCUCAAGUGGUGCUACUUGAAGCUCCCUGCUCAGGCUGUUGCGUGUUCCUUGGCAUGGGUGAAACCCGUGGAGGGUACAUGGACCGAUGCAGCAACUCUCCGAUUCCGAAAGUUGUGUGGCUCAAAGCUGCUCGUGGGCAUCGUGGAUGAGUAUGUGAACGGUGUUUUGCAUCUCUUCCUGUGUGACACGUCCUCUGAGGGGGAUGUCUACUUCCACAGUGUCUUGAAGGAUGAAGGGCAUGCAGAGGUCUGCAGAGAGAAUAUUCCUUCCCAGGGGUUCGAGGAACUGAAUCCUUUGGCCUUGUAUGUUCAGCCGAGUGCAAAGCAGGGGAGUGCUGGACUGGGGGAGCCAGACGUUCCCCUGCAGCAGGAAUGUCUAUGUGUAGAUAACGGAACAGCAAGCUCAAGUCUCGAUGGGGGUGAGCUGUGUGACCAGGAAUGGCACUUGUCCGCUAACAAAGAGAUGUGGGAUGAUGUGUGGCCAUUUUUAGAUCAGGUAGAUAUCCCAAGAACAACAGAUGAAGAAGCUGAGGUUGCAAAGGAGCAUACAAAUGAAAACACCUCGGAGCUUAUGACAGUGGUUAAGACACCACAUUCUCUUGGAGAGUCCUCAAAGCCUGCUGUCUUACCCAAGCCACUGGAAGACUUUUACAUCUCCCUCAUCUACUCCAACCAACCAGCAGAAAUGAGCCAAGACGACCCUGGUCAGACAGAAAGAUGUUCUAACAAAGCCCAACUUCUUGAAGCUGUACCUGCCUCUGUUCUGCUUCUGGCAACACCAUUUAUCUUGGACCAAUGUAACAAUAAAGUGAAGAACGAAGACCUUCCCAAGAGAGAAGCAGUUGUCCUUUGCAGUGCCAGUAGGUUAGCUGACCAGGAGGCACAUCAGAAACUUUAUGUUCCUCCUACCUCACCAUCUGCAACGUUGGGAGCCGCUGCACGCUUGGCUGCUUCCAGUGGCCUCUUCCAGUGGUUUCCGAGCCUGAGAAAGGAGAUGUGA
Rhea pennata is the source of this 2646-nucleotide messenger RNA. RefSeq names its product tudor domain containing 5 (gene TDRD5). The transcript is spliced from 15 exons. The coding region runs from base 1 to 2646 and encodes 881 amino acids. The record is from RefSeq and is a predicted model, not a curated record. Gene Ontology annotation, biological process: germ cell development. Lineage: Eukaryota; Metazoa; Chordata; Aves; Rheiformes; Rheidae.